Messenger RNA from Amorphotheca resinae ATCC 22711, 1020 nucleotides. RefSeq lists its product as hypothetical. The coding region runs from base 1 to 1020 and encodes 339 amino acids. The transcript is spliced from 4 exons. Gene Ontology annotation, biological process: lipid metabolic process. NCBI's taxonomy places the organism in Eukaryota, Fungi, Ascomycota, Leotiomycetes, Helotiales, Amorphothecaceae. The record is from RefSeq and is a predicted model, not a curated record.
AUGAACAUCUCCUAUCCUCCCGUCUACGACAAUAUCCCCCCCGCCAUUAAGCAGCUGGGCCAUGAGUUCCCAAAGGCCGUUGCUUUCCUCCUCAUUCCCGUUGAGUUUAUGUACUUCGCCAUCUAUUUCCACAGAAAGGGCUUCCAUAAGCUGUAUAACACAUUGGCAUUGCUGUCUCUUGCAACGUUCUGGAUCGCCCCAGUGCUGUCCCCAAUUUCUUGCGGUCCAGCAAGAUGUUUGCAAAACUUCGCAGUUGCAAUCGGAACCAUGAAGCUCCUUGACUAUUUUUGGGGUCGCAGAAAUGCGCCCCUUACAUAUAUAGGCAAGGCUCCGCCUGACUGGUUAUUUGCACUCAUAGCUCUGACCGAACUUCGGUACGAAUCCUUCACCCCGAAUCAUAUUCGUGUUCCCAAAGACCGGGAAAAUUUCAGUGAGCCGUUACAGCUUGGUAUCCACGUAGCUGCCUUCGCAGUAUUGCAAUCAUUACCACAACACCUCCCAACCGUACUAGCAUUCGAGGUACUAUUAGCAAUAUACAUAAUCUGGACCACUAUGCAACUCACUCUGCGAUAUAAAAGCAGCCCGGCUUUGUUCGGACCGCUGUACUUAGCAGAUUCGUUGUCUGGGUUUUGGUCCGAAACUUGGCACAACGCCUUUGCAUCUCCAUGCGAAUCCCUAGCUUAUGCGCCUUUGAGAUAUGGCCUUCCAAAGUACGGAGUCCCAGUUGUGGUUGCUCGAUCCCUCGGCGUCCUUGGCGCUUUCACCCUCAUGGCAAUAUUCCAUGUGUAUGCUCUAGAACCUAUUCUCGACCGAGAAGCCUUGACACGCAUAGGACUGUUUUUUCUUGUUAAUGGAAUAGCAACUGUAGCGGAGGCUAUGGUCUGGGGCAGGAAAAAGCAUUGGCUGAAGUGCGUGCUGGCCUGGACAUUCGAGACCAGUAUCGCCAGUUGGGCGGCCAGCGGUUUGCAUAUACCGAAUGGAUUAUCGACAAUUCGUUGGAAAGCGCUAUGUGAUGCAUAG